This is a messenger RNA of Gastrolobium bilobum, 963 nucleotides long. RefSeq lists its product as uncharacterized. NCBI's taxonomy places the organism in Eukaryota, Viridiplantae, Streptophyta, Magnoliopsida, Fabales, Fabaceae. The coding region runs from base 1 to 963 and encodes 320 amino acids. The transcript has 2 exons. The record is from RefSeq and is a predicted model, not a curated record.
AUGGCUGCAGACAGCCAACAGUCAACUAAACGCAUUAAUCAUCAAUGGACUGCAGAAGAGGAUAAAGUCCUCGUAGAGUGUCUUAGUGAUUUAGGUUUAUGUUGGAAAGGAGACAACGACUUUAAGGCAGGUUAUUCCAAUGUCGUAGAAAAGAUGAUGCACAAUAAGAUACCAGGAUGCAACUUGCGAGCUAGCCCACACAUCACUUCUAGGGUGAAACUGUUGAAGAAACAAUAUAAUGCCAUCGCUGAAAUGGUCGGUCAUAAUGGUGAGAGCGGCUUCGGCUGGAACGAUACCAAGAAAAUGAUAGAUGUUGAGAGGCAAAUAUUUGAUGACUGGGCGAAGUCUCAUCCCAGUGCUAAGGGUCUUUACAACAAGCCUUUCCCGCACUAUGACAUUUUGGGAACUAUCUUUGGUAAGGAUGUUGCAACGGGAUCUCAUUCAGUGGGUGCAGACGAUGUAAUACGCGAAAUGGAACGAGAUCCUGCCAUGUAUGAUGACAGUGGGACCCCUUUCGAUGAUUACCUAGACAUCAGUGGUGACUAUAUUCCCACUCAUUUAGAAGAUCCUCCUAUGCCUGACAUCCCAGCUGAAGAGGUAGUGCAGCCAAGUAGUCCGGUUUCAACUGCAUCUGCCAGAAAGGGUAAGAAAAGGAAAAAGAGUGAAGAUCCUUUCUCUGUUGAAAUGGUUGAUGUCAUGAAAGAUCUAACUCAGGUAUACCGCAAAUCAACUGACAACAUUGACAAAUUGGUGUCAUGCUUUCAACACCAAGCUGAUGGAAGUAAUAGACGAAUGUCAAUUAUGGAUGAGAUUGAGAAAUUUGAUUAUUUGCCUAGCCCUCAGAUGGUUCACAUAGGUGUGCAGUUUGGUAGGGACAGAGACUUGACAGACAUCUUCAUGCAAUGCAGUGAGGAGAAAAAAAAGCAAAUACUGGCAGGGAUGUUGGAUAACUUUGAUAAAUAG